Plasmodium knowlesi strain H is the source of this 5538-nucleotide messenger RNA. RefSeq names its product gamma-tubulin complex component, putative. Bases 1 to 5538 code for a protein of 1845 amino acids. Gene Ontology annotation, molecular function: microtubule minus-end binding; gamma-tubulin binding. Gene Ontology annotation, biological process: microtubule nucleation; meiotic cell cycle; spindle assembly. Lineage: Eukaryota; Apicomplexa; Aconoidasida; Haemosporida; Plasmodiidae. The record is from RefSeq and is a predicted model, not a curated record. Gene Ontology annotation, cellular component: spindle pole; centrosome; equatorial microtubule organizing center. The transcript has a single exon.
AUGACAUCCACCUAUAUUACAGAAAUUAGGAAGAAGCAGAAGAACUAUCUAAAUUGCCUAUUCAGCAAGUUUGAACAAUAUUCCAAUGAGAAGGUUCUAACAAAUUUGUUAAACAAAUCCUUAAAUGAAAUUGCACUGUACCCCUUCCAAGAUGUUAGCGACAACGAAGUUAUAGAUGAUGUGAACGAAUACAUCAAUGAUCUAACGAUUAAUGCUGAAUAUAAGAGGAAAGAAAUAUUCAAACAUUUGUGCGAGAUUUUUCUAAGUGACAAUUUCUAUAUAUAUGAUAAAAAAGACAGAUACGAAUUGAAGUUUGUUAUUUUAAAAUUAUUAUUUCUCAUUGGAGAAAGCAAAACAAGUGAGAAAACGCAACACAUUGAUCAUCUAUAUGUUAAGUAUUUUCACAAAAAAGAAGAAAAGGAAGAAAAAGAAGAAGAAAAUGUGACCCCCCCUUUGAACAUAAAUGAGCAAAAAGCUCUACAUGAUAUACACAACUUUAACAUUCAAGAGAAGAACAAAUAUCUUAAAGAGCUAUACAGCACGGAUGAUGAAAUUACAAGAUUGUCAUCCCUCUCUGGAGAAGAGGACACACAAAUUGGCGACUUUGAAAAAGAUCAAUCCGUGCAGGAUGGUUAUCCAAGCGAUGUGUACAAGCAGUUAGCUAAUUAUCAGAAUCAGUCAAACGGAAACAAUGGCGCAGAACCAAAUAGCAAACAUUUUCACGAGGCACAAUACACCCAAUAUGUAGACAGCUAUAUGAAGAACAAAAAUGAUUUAACAUAUGAAAAUGUCGUCAAGAAAAUAUCGCAAUGUGUUUAUGAAUAUCCUCAUUAUGAAGAUGUGGGGAGUCAUUGGACACACAAUGCUCGAUGUUCCUUCCAGAGUAACCAAUCUGUACCUCACCAUGACAAUAUGUUAUCGUAUGAUCAUGUGGAGGAACAUGUACAUAAUGCUAAUGUAGGUACUAAUGCAGACAAAAAUCACGCACAUCGCCAUAUUAAAACCCGUAGCUCUAGCACAACAUCCGAUGAAGACAUAUUUUCCAGCUUAAAAAUGAGGAAAAAUAGAAGCAAAGAUACAUCCCUCCCACGCAGACCAAGAGAACAAUAUUUUUUUAAUAACAUAAACCUUUUCUAUGAGGAAUAUCAUGAGAGUGAAGAGAACGACGCAAGCAUUAUAUACGAGACGGAAAUUUACAAUUUGCACAACGUGUUCGCCAGUGAUAAGGUACAGGAGGGGAAAGAGGAGACACGUGGAGAAGUAACCCAUAGGACGAACCACCCAGAUGGUGAUGCACUGGAUGAUAAAUCAUCGGGGUACAAUUACACACAGGGGAGGAAGGGUUCUUCCCGUUAUGCUCACAGAUCGAAUGAGGAGGAACCCACACAAACGGAUGAUUCAGAACAUGGAUGUAACAUGAUUCUCGCUGAUAAAGGGAAUAUUAUAAAUGCUGGAAGAGCUACCAUGGGAAGGAAAAAUAAAAGGAAGGGCACAUUUUACGUAAGCGAAAUAUUUAUCAUAAAAGAAAUCUUGAUGAUAUUGUCUUUAAAUUGCCCCAUAAAAUUUAAGGAAGACUUUUUUACCAACUUUUCCGAUUUUUUAUUUAACCACGUAAUGGACAAGAACAAAAUAAAAGAGGAUUUUUUAUUUUACAUAAAUAUAGAAAAGCGUGAAAAAGGUCAAGGAAGUGCCCCACAUGGAGGUGUAACACAAUACCGAGCAGUUAUCAGCCAAAUGAUGAAUGUCAAACAGUAUAACUUAAGAAGAAGAACGUUUAAAAAUUAUGUGAAGAAAAUAAAAAAAAUUAGUAUCAAAUUAUUUUAUUUGAACAUUUUUUUUUUUUUGGUAGAAAAAUUUCGGUAUUUUUUUUUUUUUUUGCCAUACAAUUUAAAGGACAUUUUUAACCACAUCAUAUAUAUAAGAGAACACCUCAGCCAUAAUGGGGGGAAGAACAGUUUGUUAUUUCUUUUCGAACAGAUGAGUUUGACUGGAAGCAAAGGCAGAGCGAAGAACAAUCUGGGUAGCAAUAUUAACGUGUACUACCCGGGCAAUUUCCUCGAUUGCUUUAUUGACUCCCUAAAAUGUAUUUUUUCCGAAUGGAUUUGCGUAAUAGAAAUUUUAUACAACUAUCACAUUCUGUUGGUCAUGAAGCAGUACAACAUUGUGCCCCUUAAGGACGAACAAAUUUUGGAUGUUCUAAACAGGAUGGGCGGAAUACGUCUUAUGGAUUAUCUGCGGGUUGACCAUUUUGUGAAUUGGAAAUGUCGCAAAAGGGGAACGCAACAAUACAGGAAGGUACACUCGUUUGAGAUCAUAAGCCAAUUUGAGGAGCUCCACAGGGGUGAAGUAACAAGAGCAAGUGCUUCCUCCCACGCACGCAGAAACAAGUGGGAAAAUGCAAGGAAACUACUAGAUGGGGAGAAAAUUGCCAACUUCAGAUCUCUUAGCCUUAUCCACCUUCAGGUUAUAAUGAGUAAAUACCUAUACGUGUGGAACAAUCUCUACGAUUAUGUUGACUUUAUGUUGUCCUACCUACUUUAUAACAUCGGUGCGGAUGAUUAUACCCAUUUCAAUGCCCUAUAUGAUAACGCGAAAAAGUUCUGCAUCUGCUACGACAUGACAGUACUGUAUUGGAGAAAUUGCCAAAUUGUAAAUAACAAGUCGCUUGAAAAAAUUUUCCGCUUCCUUCUGAAUGGGUUAAAUGUGUACUACUCUAAACAUAUAAGCACUUGGAUUAAGAAGGGAAAAAUUGACGAUAGCUUUAAUGAAUUUUUUGUGUACUCGCAGGACAGGGGGGAUGAUGAAGGGCCAUUUGCCAAUCAUAUGCUUUUUAUAAAGAAGCAGGGCGAAUUUGUCUUGUGCCCAGAAUUUUUUAACUCCUUUGUUUUUUUCCUAAUAAGUCUCGGAAAUAACAUUCGCUUGUAUAUGAAAAUUAGUCACGAGAAGGAGGUAGACUACGUUGAUUAUUAUUUGAAGGGAGGAGGGGAGCCCCGCCAGCUGAAGCGCCUUGCGAAUGGGAAUUAUCAGGAUGGCUUCGGCGAAGUAGGGCAUGCUGAUGAGCGCAGCCAAGGGUGCGACGGCGAAUACAGUGAUGAGAUGGGUAACGAGAUGGAUGAUGAGAUGGAUGAUGAGAUGGGUGACCAGAUGAAUGAUGAGAUAGGUGACGAGCGUGAGGACCCGUGUCACGCCCCCGCGCCCCCGCCUUGUCGCCCCAAACUAUUGCACAAAAACACCCUCAACUAUUACUAUAAUAUAGAAAAUUUGAAACGCGUCCAAAGUAUCUCCUUAGACAUCAUCUCGACCAUUCUGACGACUCGCCCAAAUGAGGAAAACCUCCUGUCCUCCUUUAACAAAAGUAUUUUGGCAUUAAACGUAUCAUACGAUUUGUAUAUUAAAAAGUUCCUUCAAGAAGAAUUCUUUCAUCUUUUCCUUCAAAGCAAUCGCAUCUUUUUAGAUAGCCUAAUGAAAUUUUCCUAUUUGUUGGAAUACUUUUGUUGUUUGCGUAGUUUAGUAUUCCUUGAAAUAGCUGAUUAUAUUUUUCCUUUUUUUGAGUAUAUUUUUAAGGAGGUAUCCAUUCCUCUUAUAGAUGAGAGGAACAUGAACACGACGUUUAGGCAAUGCGUUUUACAAAAUGUAAAUAGGCCUACGUCUAACGUGGAAGGAUCCAAUUCCUGUGCGUCAUUUUUGCACAAGCGCUUUGUCCUGCUCCAUAUGAAUAUUCUGAUGCAGAAGAAUUCCCACUGUGAGAAAGAAAAAAGGGGGGAAAUGUGCCAAACGAUAGAAAGGGAUGACCCAACCGAUGCAGAGCAACAUCCUCUGCACUACCACAACGGUGAAGUAUACACUGGAGAGGAAGAACGCCAAGUCGAUAUUAGGGGUGAUAAUAGAAGUAUUCCCACCAACUUUGAGCCAUACCGCUCAAAUUUAAUACAUCCAGGGGAACCUCUCCCAAUGAUAAAAAUGCGAGCCCAAUCUGCAAAAAACAGAACAGCGCAUAGCUACACUACUGGAAAGGGACAAAGGAAUGAGAAGUACGAAGAAGAGCAGAAGAGAAGAGAAUCCUCCAUAUGUCAACAGUUGAAAAAAAACUUCUACAAAAAAGAAAUCAUAACAAGUAUCUUGAAGAGAUUCUACUUUACCUUAAGGGAAAAUAAAAUGUAUAACAACAACAUGCGUGUUAUAAGCUACAGGAAUUUGCUAAUUGAGACAAGGGGAAGUGGGUCAUCUUUUGUAAAUUUUUUAUUUGAUUCGAAAUGUUUGGAAAAAUACUCAACGAUAUUUUCAUAUUUUCUUGAAAUAAAGAAAUCUUUGCAUAUACUAAAUUUAGUACACAUAUUUUAUAAGUACCUGAGAACAAAGAAAUCAGAACAGUAUGAAUCUGUCCACGCAAUUAUCAUCUCUUUGUGUGUUUUAAAAUAUAAAAUAUUCUUCUUCCUGAACACUUUGUAUACCUACUACCAGUGGGUGUUGAGCUUUUCGUGGAAUCAGUUUAUUUCCACAUUAUUAAAAUCGAAAUCCUUGUAUCAGAUAAAACAUAGUCAUCAGCUGUACUUAACUUUUUUAAUAGAAACAAUGUUAGUACCGAUACGUACCAGACAUGAUGAGCUGCACAAUUUUUACAUAAAUGAGGAACACAGGAAAAAUGUCCUCCUUCAGGAAUAUGAAAGAAGAAAGAUCGUUUUUAAUCCAUCCUGGAAUGACAACGACCAUGGGGAGGCUCAAUCCGAUUCUUAUAAUAUGUGGGAUAGCUCCACUGUUCCUUUAGAACAUACGAAUAAUUACGAUUCUGGACAGUUGUUCAGCCAAAUGGCCCAUGAUGCGAACAAAUACACACAUGAAAAGAAGAAACCAAGCGAUGCCAUAGAACGUACAGCCUGGGAAAAUACCAGCGCCAGUUCCCGCCCUCAAGGCUCCUUCAAUAAGGAGUUCCUGUUAAAUGAAUUAUUCUCCAAUAACCUUCUUAACCUGUUAUCCAUUCCUUCCGAAAUUUACCAUAUCCUUCUAAAGCUGAGCAAACUCUUCAAUGUCAGCUUUGACCUAAAUUUUGACAAUUCGUAUGAUAUGGCAUUUCAGAGGGAGGAAGAGGAAGAUGAUGAUGAUGGUGAUGAUGAGGAUGAGGACGAGGAUGGUGACCAGUACGAUGGAGAAAUAAUGAAGGUAAAAAAUGGAAUCCUAAACAAGGGGAGCAAUGCAGUAGAAGAUGGCAAAAGAACGUACCCUAAAAACGGACAUGCAAAAAGUGAUGGGAAGAAUGCCGCAGAUAAAGAACACAUUUUAUUUUCCAUAAACAGUUACAUAAAAUCUCUUGCAAACAUUUUCGAUAUUCACUACCUGGAGUUUGUAAUGAAGUUAAAUAUCAUUUCUUUGAAUGUGGACCAGAAUAGCUUCUUUGGCCCCCAUAGGGAUUCUAGACUGUUUAACCACAUUUUGAGGUUAGACAAGAACAUUCUGAAGAAGGUAACCAUUUUACAGUGUAUGUUAUCUUUUCACUCCUUUAACGCUGAUGCUGUGGAUGUUGCCUAUAGUCAGCUACGUUAG